AUGGCUGGCGUUUUGCAAGGAAGCAGGACUGCCCCAGGCGAUGCCACUUCAAGGCCUGGUGUGCAGAGUGCCUUUGAGCUUUUGGGAAAGCAGGCCCCUUCGGCCGGCUCGGAAGCUCGCAUGGAGACUAGUGAUGCUAUCGUGAAAGCCCUGACUAUGGCAGUUUCUGGCGAAAAGAAAGCUAUGCCGUCGUGGUCCGGAAACGUUUCGACACUUCGUGCUUGGCUGAGGCAACUUUCCUUUUGGGAGAUUGACAACCAUGUCCCUCGACAACGUUGGGGAAUCAAGCUGUUCCAGGCUCUGAGCGAGGGCAGUGUUCCGCGACGUAUCGCAGAGGGAAUCGCUAUGGAAGUGAUCUUGUCUGAACGGGGCUACGGUGCCAUUCUCUCAGCGGUUUUGGAGAAAUUCAAGCCAUAUUUGGACGCUGCUGGCCCUGCGGCCAUAGACAUGUUCUUUUAUGGUGUCGAUCGCUCUAGGAAUGAAUCCUUCUCGAAUUACAUCGCGGCAAAAGAGCUCGCAAAACAAGAAAUCGAGAACUUGACGGGCGAGGCUCUUCCACCAAAGCUUGCUGGUCGGAUACUGUUGAAGCAUGCGAAUCUCAGCGAACAACAGCGCGAAACCAUAGCAAUCCGAUACAACGCGCUCCUGAGCUUCGAGGAGGUAGCGGCCGCCUUGAGGCCGUUAGACCGACCUGACGCACUGCUGAAGCCAAUGACCUCAUCAACGAUGGCUUCAGUUACCCUGGGAGGAAGCACUUAUUGGCAGACCGAGGACCAGGGCGAGGAGGAGCAGCCGAGCGCCGGUGUCGAGGAACCCUACCUUCCUGAAGAUUGGCAGCCUUACGAAGAGGACGAGGCCGAGCUCUUGGACGAGAACGGCGAACCGCUCUUGUACUUCGAGGCAGAUCGUGAGUAUGACGAGGACGAAGCUGUGUAUAUUUGGGCGUUCAAUGACGCCUACAACCAACUGGCCCAGGAGUGGAACGUCGAGCCCAACACCAGUAGUGCCUUUCCUGCCUACCAGGACGUGCGCCGAGAACUUCAAGCUAGGCGAAAGGGCAGGCAGUUUUUCCGUCCGGAUGCAAAAGGACGGGGGAAAGGCAAAGGCCGUGGUUUUGGCAAGCAGGGCUCGAAGUCCAAGGGUGACAAAGGCCGCGGAAAAGGCAGCCAAAGAAAGGGGUCCAUGAAGGGCUCGGCUGAUGACUUGCUGGCCCGCACGAGAUGUUAUUCAUGCGGGGAGUUGGGCCACUUCAGUCGAGAUUGCCCCACACCUGCUGCCGCCACCCCUGCUCAGCCGAGUCGCACAAGCUUUGUUGUGAGCCAAGGUCCCAAUCCCAGCAAUUACAGCAGGUCCUUCAUGACGUCAGGCACUGCGAAGACGAUUGCAGUGUAUGCGGGCAUUAGGACCGCAUCCGGUGAGGGCCUCGUGGACAGUGCCGCCGAGGAUGCUGUGAUUGGGAGUGGUGCUUUUCAGCGACUACAGACCGCUUUGGCGCAGCAAGGUUUACAACCUCAACCAGUUCGAGGUCCUUCGGGAGCUUGUGCGGGCAUUGGCGGUUCAGCUACGGUGGCUCGGGUUUGGGACGUUCCGGUCGGCAUUGUGAAGAACAACGGACUUCUUCGCAUUACCGAAGUGGAGGACCGAGAUGGUUUCGAGACACCGUUCCUCAUCCCGGUCUCCUUUCAGGAGCUGGUCGGCAUGGUCAUUGACUACGACGCUGCCGAGGUCAGGACUCGUCAAGGCAAUUCCUCGCCAAUGCAUCGGCUACCCUCAGGCCAUCGUGCAGUGUCUGUGGUCGAGUUCGACGGAAAAUGGUCGCUGCCCAAGGAACUGAUGGUCAAUGGCCGCGACCCCUUUCAGCUACCUCGUCCUUUGAAGCCUCAGACCCGCAGUGCUCCACUGGGUCAGACCAAGGGGGUUGCUGUUUGGCUUCGCUAUUCGGAUGGGACGUUUGAGCAAUGUGCGUGGCUGGAGGGUCCGAGGAAAAGUCUUGUGGUGCCUUCGGAGUGUUUUCCCUUGUCAAUUACCAACCAGUUGGACUCUAGCCGGGUGACCUAUCUUGAUGCUGCCCCAGACACUAACCCGUAUAUCAUCAACGAUGUCUGGUGUCAUACCUUAGGUCCACGUGAGCUGGAGUCUGCAUGGACAGGAUCGGUGAUUUUUCAGCAGAAUUCCUCGGCUUCGGCUCCUUCUGCUCCUUCUUUGCGCCAGGCGUCUCUGCCUAUCGCGGCUGGCAACGACAAGGACCAGGUGCGCCCUCCAGUGUUUGACAUGUCGGAUGCCGCUGAUCAAGCCCAGACCUCCACAGUCGAGCAUGAUCUUGAGGGCCAGCUACCGCUCGUGUUUCCAAUCAUGCAGCAGCGCAUCCGUUCGCUUGUGCACGGAGAAGGAGAGCGGUUCCAACCAGAGACCUCAACGAGACGACGCGGAUCAGCAUGGUGCGAGAAAAUGUGGGGACGGUUGGUCUUGAUCAUGGUCCGGAUGAUCGCUACUGUUCGCCAGCAGCUGGUGGUGGACAGUCUGCUCUUGGACGCCUGCGAAGCUUCGGAUGCGGCUUCUUCUUCUAUGACGGUACCAAAAGCGAAGGCCAAGGCGGGAACCAAGAAGCAGACAUUGGUGCGACAAGGACUGGGGGCCCAGCUUUCUCGAAGCCAAGCCCAGACCAAGUGGACAUUGGAACCAGAGCACUGCCGACACGAGGAGCAGGACUUGCGAAUGCGAGGGAACCAAGCAAAACAUUGGUGGGCUUGUCUCAAGUGUGGCAGCAGGUGGGAGAGGCUGGAGUCCGAGACGGUGCCGGGGACUCGACCUCCACCCACGGUGACUCGGCCGUCCUUUCGAUCAACGAACCCGCCGAGCAUGCUGCCGCCUCCCAAGUCGCAUCCGAACCUGGCAAGCCUGACUCUCGAACAAGCUCGAGCUCCUCUCCCGAGAAGGACAUCCGCGCCGGAGCCACCGAUUACCCGAUCAGGGAGAGCAACAACAAGGAUGAAGAACGUGGACUCCUACCAGAACCUCCUAAAGUCCGUGACGACUCAGGAGAAGCACGAGGAGAUGAGCCAGAUGGAUCCCGAUUACCAGUUUGCGCCGGUGGAAAGGAGCCAAGGAAGCAUGUCAGCUUCGGACCUCAAUCUGGCGGUGGCGAUCUCGGAAGGUCGCACUCGCACGCUGGACAAGGUAGAUGUGAAAGCCUUGCAAGCUCAGCGUCACCGACCGCAAGAGUGGGCGGACUACGAGCCGACCCAAGGAUCCAUGCAGCCGGACGAGGCAAGUCGCCGCUCAAGGAGCCUUCCGGCAGGAGUGCACCCCAUUCAAGAUCCCAGCCGUCGCCGGCAAUCGGGCCUAACUCCACGAGGUCCGGAGGUCUUCGCGAUCCACGAGAAUCCGAGCGAGGACGACCGGGACAAGGACAUGACCCCGGGAUCGUUCAGCAUGGUGACGCUGGACAACGACGAGCUGUGUUAUGGCAUAGCCUGUGGCCUCGCUGUCUUGCUUUCUUCUUUUGGGACUACACCGCCGAUGGCAUCCUCGGCAACUUCGAGUCUGCCUUUUCGUCGGCUGGAGGCUGGCUAUGUACAAGGCGGCGGUGAUGUAGAGUCCUACAAUUUUGUCCUUUUUCAGAUGCCAGAUGAGACCUUCGAGUACGAGAUAUCUGGCUCUUUGGGCAGGCCGUGCACUUUGCCGAAGCCUGCGAGGAAUUUUGUCAUCGAAAGUUUGGACUCACUGGUGGGAACAGCAAAGGCACCGGAAACAACUGGAGCCCCUACUACGACUGAUCACAUGAUGCAGCAGGCCCAGAACAACAGCCCCAAUGGAACCGAUGCCUCUUCAACUACCGCAACUACAGUGUUCCCACAGAAGACCUCAGAAUCCAAACGACCUCAUCAACCACAACCAGGUGCAUUGAGUCGCAGAAGUGCCUUCAGGAUCCAACAGAAGAACUUCGAAUCCAGACAACCACAUCAACCACAACCUGGCGCUGUGCUGAGAGAACGCCAUAGAGUUCUAUCCACGGCGGUGUCCGAAGCGGCACCAAGUCGUCUCUUGGAUGGGAUCAGCGAAGGUCAAGGCCAUUUCGGCACCCGUGUCAUCAGCUUUCUGUAUGCAUGGUCCUUUUACCACGGUUCUGAGCGAGCCCGCGUCCUGAAGACCAUUGCUGACUGGCGCCCGGCAUUCAUUGCAGGCCGCAUCGAGAGUUCUACCAGACAGACGUUGAUGGCGGCGGCUCAGCAGCAGGACACCCAGGGUGGCCUUUUCUGUCUUCUAUGUGACCGUCGGGCUGCGAGGAGCAUACAACAACAGCUGUCGUGCUCUUCACUGGUAGAGCUAGCAGCGGGAAAUUUCCGGACUGCCAUUGUCGUCAACGACAAAACACUUUUCCGCAUCUUCGAUGGACUUCAGUGGUCCAAGCAAGCGUGGCCCGACACGGCUGAUUUGGAGGCCUUGGACUCUACGGUGAUGGCCUUUCUUCACAUGUUGUGUCAUCCACGCAGCUUUGAUGCCUCCGACCAUGCGAAUAUCCAGGUGGUCCGCCGUUUGGUUGCGCAGGUUCGGAACUCCUUCGAGGGCCUCCUCACGGCCUCCCGCACCUUCUUGGCCUUUGAACAUUCUCAGCAAAUUGGUUCUGCUCCUUCUUUUCGGGGGUGUGGGAUUUCGUCAGCGACUUCGGCCACUUCGUCAUUGACUUCCUGGCCAAAAUCGAGGUUCCAGAACCAAUUCUGCAGAGCCUUUCCAACGGCCAGAACGGAGGACGAGGCGCGACCAGCUGAUGAAGAGGAUGCCGUGGAAGCCGAUGAAGCCUUGGAGGAGGUGCGGCGAAACUUGCGGCCAGUCACGGAAUCCACCAAGGUAGCAGAAGCCUUGCGUCAAGUAGAUGAUUUUCGCAAGCACGACGAGUUCGGAAAGUUCUCUUUGCAUCCUCAUUUGCGUAGAGAGCUGUUCAAGGUGCAUCGGAACCUGAAUCACCCUGCCAAAGAUGUGUUCCUUCGAGCAUUGAGUCACGCGGGUGUAAGGGAUGAUGUGCUACAGUGGGUUCGCGAGUACUUCUCGUGUCCACUGUGUGAAGCCUCUCGCAAACCUCUUCCUGCGAGACCCGCCCACCUGGCAAAGACGCUGAGCUUCAAUGCCAUUAUGGCGGUCGACCUGUUCUAUAUGAACCUGUUCGGCUCGGAGAAAAUCUUCCUCGUUUGCGUCGAUCAUGGCACGGGGUAUGUUCAGGUGGCUAGGUGUCGAGAUGCCAAGGCCGCUACGGUCCGCCAGGAGCUGUGCCGGACGUGGAUACAACCUUUUGGAGUCCCCGAGCUCAUCCUAUGUGACCAAGGACCGGAGUUCAUGGGAUCCCAGUUCCAGGAGCACAUGUCUCAGCUCGGGGCGGCGAUCCACUACACUGACGGCGCCAGCCCGUGGCAGAACGGGAAGGCGGAACGCACUGUCCAAACAUUGAAGGGCAAGAUUCUCCUGACCAUCAAGGACAUUUCGGCCCACGAGGAGGAGUUGGACAUGGUGCUUGCUCAUGUGGUGUCCGCCUAUAACUCCAUGUAUGACCGGCACGGGUUCACGCCAGAUCAAAGAGUUUUCGGGCGAUCGAUUCGAAUGCCCGCAUCCUUACUGGCUGAUGAUAGACUAAAUCAGGAGUUGUUGAUGGGAUCAGCAGGAGAUGCCGUUCAACGAACUUGGGACAUUCGCUCAGCUGCUCGCCAGGCCUGGUUGAAGAAAGACGACACUGCAGCUGUGCACCGAGCCAAGCGAGUACAAACCCGUGGCACGGACGUUCACUCAUACAAGCUCCAUCCGGGCCAAUGGGUGUACAUCUGGAGACGUUCCGACAGUCGGCAUGGUUGGACAGGACCGGGAUCCUUAAUUGCCCAGGUCCCAGGGGGCACCUCAUGGUGGGUGAAUGUUAGAGGACGCCUCUGGAAGGCUUCAGCUGAACAGAUCCGUCCAGCGGCCGACGAAGAGGAUUUAGGCGCCUCCCUGAUGCUCGAUUUGCAUAAGGAUUUGGUGAAGCAGCUACGAGAUGGUCGGCAGGUUUCCUUCCAGGACAUCACGGACGAGGGCGGCCCCACUGCCGCCGAUGACGAGGACCUGGAGGCGUACACCAUCGCUCGGAGGGACUACUACAGCGGGAGAAGAACCCUCAGACUCCCAGAGGCUACUGAGGAAACCCCAGACGACCGCAGAUCGGUUCGAGUCGAUGAGGCAACAUCCGGGACUAUGUGGUUUGGGCCUCAUCCACCGGGUCGUGACGGAUCAGCGCGAUCGCAGCCCUACUUCGAGAAGCACUUGGAGGGCGGCCCCUCAAACUACCUGAACGUGAUGGACUUUGAUGCAGCGUCGGAUGCAACUUCCAAUAACUUCUGGACCGUGGGAGGACCACAAUGGUCCACACAGCUCACCAGCGGCCGCUCAAUUCUCAAGCCACUCAGCCCAAAGACCUACUUCCAGGUUGAUGCUGCCGAGGCGAGUUAUAGUGUGAAGGACCGCUGCAUGUAUGUGGGCAAGGCGAAGUCCUCUUUUGGUCAAGUUGAGUUCGCCAAGCUUCAAGGUCCGGAGAAGGAACUGUUCCGAAAGUCUCGAGCUAAGGAGUUCCAGUCCUUAUUGGACAACAAGGCCGUCCGAGUGCUCAGUGUCAAGGAGUCGGAGGAAUUCCGCCGACUGCAUCCUGAAGCGAUCCUCGAGUCGCGAUUUGUGGACCGCUUCAAGCCUGCUGGGAUAAGCCCUCAAGAGUUGGAUCAGGCUCGGAAGGCAGCUACAGAAGGUGGUGAUCUGCAACCUCUUGAACUUUCGGAGGACCACACAAGUCCAAAGAGCCGCUGGUGCGUCAUCGGAUGGAAGGACCCAUUUAUCCAUCAGAUCGAACGCUCAGCUCCUACCCCGUCUUCGGCAAGCUUGAACGUGGUGCUCCAGCUGAUCGCCUCUCGACGCUGGUCUGGUUAUCUUCGUGACGUAAAGACAGCGUUUCUUCAAAGCAAACCGACUGACCGACGGGUACCUCUUGCCUGCACUCAGCCUCGUGACGAAGGAUUGCCCGGAUUGGAUCCCAGGCAAUUACCACUUCUUCUCACAGAAGUGUAUGGGUUGGUCUCUGGCCCUGCGUGGUGGCGAACCUCAUUUUUGCAGAAGGUCUACAAACAUGGUUUUCGCCUAUGCCCGUAUGAGCCAUGCAUUUUGACGCUGCCCGGAGAGAAGCCUGGCGAUCCCACGGCUGGGGUGUUGGUCAUCGAAGUCGACGACCUGGUCGAGGCCGGGAACUCCCAACACAGGGGCAAGAUGAAAGCCCUGGAGGGAGAGAUCACUUUCGGCAAGGUGGUGAAUCUUCUGGAGGCCACCGAGCAGGAGAGUACUUAUGCAGGCCGAACACUGAGGCAGCUCCAGGACCACUCCUUUGAAAUCCACAUGGAGGAGUACAUUUACACGAGACUGUCGCCCAUCACCUUGGCAAAGAAGACUCUCAAGAAAGACGCUGGCCAGGUUCCGUUAGAUCCCACGGAAACCACCCAGUUCCGUGGGGUGAUAGCGGCCCUAUCAUGGGUCUCGCGUGAAUGCCGGCCUGAUGCAGCAUCUGCUGCAUCAAUCCUCGCAUCGAGUUUUCCAGAGCCCACGGCAGAGCACGCCAUGCAGGCCAAUGAGGUCAUAAAGCAGCUGAAGCAGUUCCCCAUCAGGCUCCAGAUCCAUAGCAUUGAGGAGUCCAAGGUGAGGAACAUUGUCAUCUCGGAUUCAGCUUUUGACACCAGUGGCAAAGAGAAGAGUCAGCAUGGAUUUUUCGUCGGGUUCACCAACGAUGAAAUGAACUUGGGAAAGUCCUCCCCCGUGAGUCUCACGAGAUGGUGCUCACGGAGGCUUCGACGGAAAGCCUCCUCUUCCAUGCUGUGUGAGGCUAUCGCCCUCUCUUCUGCCACUGAGGAGACUCUAGAGUUGCAAGGGAAGUCAUCAGUGAUUGCCACAGAAGCCCCUCUCUACCGUGAUCCUCGGAGUCUCGCAGUGCUGGAUGCCAAGUCCCUGUUCGACAGUCUUCUGAGUGAUCAGCCUAGCGACUGUGAACGCACUAACUUAGAGAUCGCUGUGAUUCGGGAAUCUCUUCAAGUGUGCCGAGCACGUGCGCGAUGGGUUCCACAUAACAAGAACCCAGCAGAUGCCUUGACAAAAUUCCUCGGGGCCCAUAUGGAGCCUUUGAUCAAGAUGCUCAAAACUCGCCGCUAUCAAAUCAGCGACGAGGAUGAAGUCCUGAAAGCAGGACGACAAGGUCUUCAAAGGCUGAAGCAGGGCCUCAGCUCUCUCGGAAACUCUUCCUUUUUCGGGGCUGUGAAGCAGUUAAUGCUUAGUUGGAACUGA
Messenger RNA from Symbiodinium sp. CCMP2592, 8331 nucleotides. Lineage: Eukaryota; Dinophyceae; Suessiales; Symbiodiniaceae. The record is from the annotation of a GenBank genome assembly.